Penicillium crustosum is the source of this 1275-nucleotide messenger RNA. Its product is annotated as mitogen-activated protein kinase. The coding region runs from base 211 to 1275 and encodes 354 amino acids. Gene Ontology annotation, molecular function: ATP binding; MAP kinase activity. The record is from RefSeq and is a predicted model, not a curated record. Gene Ontology annotation, biological process: protein phosphorylation; intracellular signal transduction. NCBI's taxonomy places the organism in Eukaryota, Fungi, Ascomycota, Eurotiomycetes, Eurotiales, Aspergillaceae. The transcript is spliced from 6 exons. Gene Ontology annotation, cellular component: nucleus; cytoplasm.
CCUAGACGCUGUCCCUGUCACAUCACCUCCCCCACCUGGAGCUUCGUACGACCAAGGUCCCUUUACCUUUUCUACUCCUCGCCUUGCAUUCCCUGAGAUCCUGCCGACCUUCGAAUCCCAAUCCAGUCGAGAUUUUGAAUACCUUUCUGAGAAACCAAUUCGAUUGCAGCGCAAACGAAAGAUACCCCUAUCAAAGAAACCACUCUCGACAUGGUUCAGCCAAACCCUCCCGCGGGAGGAUCCCGGAAGAUCUCCUUCAAUGUUUCAGACCAAUAUGAAAUCCAAGAUGUUAUCGGCGAAGGUGCCUAUGGUGUUGUCUGCUCUGCCAUUCAUAAGCCCUCGGGCCAGAAGGUUGCCAUCAAGAAGAUCACGCCAUUCGAUCACUCCAUGUUCUGCCUGCGUACACUCCGUGAGAUGAAGUUGCUGAGAUACUUUAACCACGAAAACAUCAUCUCCAUCUUGGAUAUUCAACGACCCCGUAACUACGAGGGAUUCAAUGAAGUUUACCUGAUUCAAGAACUGAUGGAAACAGACAUGCAUCGGGUUAUCCGCACACAAGACCUCUCAGACGAUCACUGCCAAUACUUUAUCUACCAGACCCUGCGUGCACUCAAGGCGAUGCACUCAGCCAACGUCCUCCACCGAGACUUGAAGCCCUCGAAUCUUCUGCUCAAUGCCAACUGCGACCUGAAAGUCUGUGACUUCGGUCUGGCUCGCUCGGCCGCCUCCACCGACGACAACUCCGGAUUCAUGACAGAAUAUGUGGCCACACGUUGGUACCGUGCACCGGAGAUCAUGUUGACAUUCAAGGAAUACACCAAGGCUAUUGACGUGUGGAGUGUCGGCUGCAUAUUGGCUGAGAUGCUGAGCGGAAAGCCUCUUUUCCCUGGCAAGGAUUAUCACCACCAGCUGACUCUCAUCCUGGAUGUCCUCGGCACACCCACGAUGGAAGAUUACUACGGCAUCAAAUCCCGCCGUGCCCGCGAAUACAUCCGCUCCCUCCCCUUUAAGAAGAAGAUCCCCUUCCGCGCACUCUUCCCCAAGAGUAACGACACGGCUCUAGAUCUGCUCGAGAAGCUGCUCGCUUUCAACCCGGCUAAGCGUAUCACUGUUGAGGAAGCGCUCAAACACCCCUACCUCGAGCCAUACCAUGAUCCUGAAGAUGAGCCCACUGCACCACCCAUUCCCGAGGGAUUCUUCGACUUUGACAAGAACAAGGAUGCUCUGAGUAAGGAGCAGCUAAAGCUCCUGAUCUACGAGGAAAUCAUGCGGUAA